This is a messenger RNA of Seminavis robusta, 1857 nucleotides long. Lineage: Eukaryota; Bacillariophyta; Bacillariophyceae; Naviculales; Naviculaceae. The record is from the annotation of a GenBank genome assembly.
CGAGAAAAGAUUCGAUUCCCAGAGGCGAGGAUCUUGCUGUUGAGCUCCCUUCAAACUUCUUGGGCAGCCGAAACCAUUGCAAGGAACAAGCAACCCUUGAAGACGUUGCAAGCACUGCUGUAUGUAUACCUGUUUGUUUGAUUGAACCAUCAUGUCAGAACAAGUGAUAUGGACAUACGAGAAUUGCUUGCUGGCAUCGCCUUAUUGGGUCACACUGCUGGUUGCCGUGGCCAUGGUGGCGAUUAUUAUUGUCAAGCCCUUUCUAGAAUUGCGAAAACCCUUUGAUAACUUGCCCAUGGCACCGCACUGUCACUGGUUUUACGGUCACGUUGCGUGGGUGUUUGGCCGAGAAACCUUUCCCGAUGCCUACGUGGACGCCGUCCGAGAUCAUGCCGAUGCCCAUGGCCGCACUGGUCUGUGGCUGCUGUACCGUCGAUGCAUCAGUAUCGUGCAUGUGGAAGAUGCCCGGACGAUCCUAAAGUCGGAACAUCAUCGCAUCCCCGUGCCUAUAGUCUCGCACUAUGUGAGAAAGGUCAUUGGCAAGCAGAAUUUGCUCUUUCUCAAUCAUCGAGAAUGGAAACAAAAUCGAGAUGCCGUCACACGGACAUUUGUGCACUCCUUUUUGGUUCAGAGUCAAACGGAUGUCUGGCAAGUCGCACAGGAUUUGAUUGCCACGCUAUCCAACAAAUUGGAACAGAAUUCGGCGGCGGCCUAUUAUGAAUUGGACGUUCAUCCGGUCAUGAAAAUGUUGACUAGUGAUGUCUUUGGCAAGGCAGCCUUUUCCACAGACUUUGAGUGCUGCAAAACACUCCAGUUUUCCUCAGUGGUUGGCGCUUUUGAGUAUAUCAUGAAAGACAUGGGAAAACGAGGUCAGAAUCCUCUCAGUCCAUGGAACUACUUCUUCUCCUUGCCUCUGGAAAAGAACCGCAAACUGCAAGAACAACUCAACGUUCUACGAGGUUUUAUUCAGAAUCUCCUACAGGAAUCACGCAUCAAAAUGAAACAACUAGACAACAAUCUGUCGCCCAAAAACAACAGCGAUAAGGACGUCAAAAUCAGUCUCGUGGAUCGACUGGUGGUAGCACAUGACAGCAAUAACAGCAACAACAACAAUGCCACGGACGACGAAAUCUUGAUUGACGUCAUUUCCACACUCCUCAUUGCCUCCUACGACACCACCAGUACCACACUUGCCUUUGUACUCUACUUGUUGGCGGCCAAUCCUGGCGUGCAAGAGGCGUGUUUCGCGGAAGUCCAAUCCAUUGAAGGUGAUUUGACGGAUCCCGAUGUGCUAGUGUAUUGCACGGCCGUCAUUCAAGAAUGCCUCCGUCUCUAUCCACCCGCCGCCAUUUCUGCGCGCGACUUGACCAAACCCAUUACUUUGUCGGAUGGAUUUGUGGUCCCUCCCAAUGUCAAGUGUCUCGUCCCCAUUUUUGCUAUUCAUCGAUCCGAGCAAUACUUUCCCCGGCCGUUGGAAUGCAUCCCCGAACGAUGGUGUCAACGAACGUCAUCAUCAAACGACAAUAAUGCUUGGAUGGAACGAACACCCGACAAUGACAUUACUGCAGACACGACUAUUGCGAUUGGCAAUGCUCAUGCCUUGAUCCCCUUUUCGGUGGGAAGUCGCAAUUGUCCCGGCAAUCGGUUUGCCUUGCAAGAAGCCGUCAUUGUAUUGGCCAAUCUAGUGAGGGAAUUCCAAUUCAAACCCGUGCCGGGAUACCAGCUCAAGCUGGAUCUGCAUGGGCCACUGCCACAGCCUCGUCAUGGGAUGCCACUGAGAAUUGAAAAGAGGCAAACAGUGGUCAAGUAAACGUAAACGUAAUAAUAAAAGAAGCAAAUAGGAAUGCUAGAUAUGAU